AGGUUGGAGUGCAGUGGCGCCAUAACGGCUCACAAUAACCUCUGCCUCCUGGGUUCAAGAUAUUCUGCUGCUGGGGAGUGAGGCGCAGCGGCAGCGAGGGCAAGUGCCGGAGGCCAGCAGAGCCGAGCCGGAGCUGUCCCACUGCCCGGCCGCCCGGCCAGGGCACCACGCAUGGAGCGUGAGCGGGGGCAGUAGCCGGGCUGAGCCGCGCAGCAGGUACCUGGAUGCGGCCGCGAUCUCGGGCCCCUGCCCCCGCCCCGCUGAGCUGGAGCUGCUCCCGGACAAGAUAUGAGAAAUGAGUGUUGGACGUGGAAGAAUAAAGUUGUUGGGUAUCCUGAUAAUGGCAAAUGUCUUCAUUUAUUUGAUUGUGGAAGUCUCCAAAAGCAGUAGCCAAGAAAAAAAUGGAAAAGGAGAAGUAAUAAUACCCAAAGAGAAGUUCUGGAAGAUAUCUACCCCUCCGGAGGCAUACUGGAACCAAGAGCAAGAGAAACUGAACCGGCAGUACAACCCCAUCCUGAGCAUGCUGGCCAACCAGAAGGAGGAGGCGGGCAGGCUCUCCAGUGUAAGCCAUCUGAAAUACUGCAAACCUGACCUGAGGGUCACGUCUGUGGUUACGGGUUUUAACAACUUGCUGGACAGAUUUAAAGACUUUCCGCUGUAUUUGAGAUGCUGCAAUUAUUCACUGCUUAUAGAUCAGCCGGAAAAGCCGGAAAAGUGUGCAAAGAAACCCUUCUUGUUGCUGGCGAUUAAAUCCCUCACUCCACACUUUGCCAGAAGGCAAGCCAUUCGGGAAUCCUGGGGCCGAGAAAGCAACGCGGGGAACCAAACGGUGGGGCGAGUCUUCCUGCUGGGCCAGACACCCCCAGAGGACAACCACCCCGACCUUUCAGAUAUGCUGAAAUUUGAGAGUGAGAAGCACCAAGACAUUCUUAUGUGGAACUACAGAGACACUUCCUUCAAACUUGUCCCCUCUUAUCUGAAAUCAUGUUUCUGGAAUUUUACCAUUUUAAGUUGUUUUUGUUUUACCCUCUUCUAUAAUAUUCCUACUUCCCAUAAUAAUGACCGAUUUAUCUGCAGUUCAGGUGUUUAUCAGCCUAUUGGCUACAAAGACUGUUAACAUGAUCCGGUGGUUUUUGUGAAUGGAAUUAAGUUUAUUUUUAUGGGAUUUGGAUAAAUUUUAAAUUGUCUAGAAAACUGACACUUUAAUUUUCAGUUGUGGAAUUCACUUUAAUUGUGGAAAUUUCCUGCUGCCCCAACAGUAUUUUCUUGUGUUAAUUAAUUUUGCAAAAUGAGAAUCAUUCUCUGACACUCAUCUAAUUUAUCUUGUUUUGAUCUUAUGGUCAUAAUAAGGAGAAAGAGGGUUUAAUUUUUCUUGUAUUUGGUUUGCUGAGUCAUAUCAUAAGCUAAUUUUAGUAUUUGAAAAUAAUUAGUAUGAUUCCUUAAUGAUCAACUGAAGAUUGAAUUGUCCGGAACAACCAUACCGUGUUUGUGAAUUUUCAAUUUGGACCAGGAAAGUGAAUGUAACUUUUGAACUUGAGUGAAAAGAUUGAAGUUGCAGACUUUUGCAUAGGUGGUUUGUCAGUUUAAAACUCCAGAAUUUAUUACUGCCAUAUUCUCACAUGUUGCUUAUGCAAGAUUAUUAUUCUGAGUAGUAACUGCUUCCUGUCAACGUACAAGUGCCUGUUUUUAUUUAUUGUUCAGAUCAAACACCAAACCAUUUUCUUAAAUAUAUUCUGUGUAAUAUUUUAUUUGUAUACAGUGUUGUUGAAAUAUUUAACUAGAGCAUGGUAUUUUAAAUGUUAAGAUGUAACAUGUUAAAUAAAGCUGUUAUUUUUGAAUUUUAAAAUUUGUUUUUUGGGGGUAAGAACUUCUAGAGUUGAUAAAAUUCUGCCCAACUAUUACUUAUAUGUACUAUCGUGUAACAUACUUUCUUGAAAUAUUUUUGUUCAUAGAGUUGAAGGUUUUUAUCAGAUGGGAUGCUGGGGACUAUAAACAAUGGAAAUAAAGCCACUGUAUUUAAAAAAAGAAA
Molecule: messenger RNA, 2029 nt
Organism: Callithrix jacchus (white-tufted-ear marmoset)
Lineage: Eukaryota; Metazoa; Chordata; Mammalia; Primates; Cebidae
Product: N-acetyllactosaminide beta-1,3-N-acetylglucosaminyltransferase 2-like
Biological process (GO): poly-N-acetyllactosamine biosynthetic process; protein O-linked glycosylation
Cellular component (GO): Golgi membrane
Molecular function (GO): N-acetyllactosaminide beta-1,3-N-acetylglucosaminyltransferase activity
Source: RefSeq, a predicted model, not a curated record